This is a messenger RNA of Penicillium pulvis, 495 nucleotides long. RefSeq lists its product as uncharacterized. The record is from RefSeq and is a predicted model, not a curated record. NCBI's taxonomy places the organism in Eukaryota, Fungi, Ascomycota, Eurotiomycetes, Eurotiales, Aspergillaceae. The coding region runs from base 1 to 495 and encodes 164 amino acids. The transcript has a single exon.
AUGAAUGAUACACUUCGAAACGUCCACGAGUCGCCGCUGAUAGCCAACACAGAAUCGAUGAUCUUCAUCAUCAAACAGAUCCAGAAAGUGCCCGUCGCUGGGGCACGAGCAAUUAUCGCCCAGGAAGGGCGAAAUAAUUCUUCACGUAUUAUGACCCCAACGCCAAGAGCUCGCGAUCCCAUAAGCAUGCAAAAUUCAAGGAAAACGAGACCAGGCAAUACGCGAUUGCGUUCUGGCAGUCGUUUGUCUAGCGUGAUAGCAUCGCAACACAGCCAAGAAACGCCAUAUCAGGCGGGUGUGUCUGUGUCUCGCGAGCGUCAAAGGACGCGCGAUUAUGGAGAUGGCAAUAGGGAAACUUAUGAAGAGGGCUCAUCUUCAUCUUCCAUCCGGCAUGGCAGGCAUAACCACAUGUUGUUCGUGCCCAAUCCACCUUUCACUCAAGCCGAUUGGGACAGCAGGAACCGAAACAAGAGUGACUCCGGAGAGAAUCUUUAA